AUGCACUUAAUGAUGCUAUCUUUAAUUAUGUUAAAAGUAGGUCAAACAACUCCCAUAUUAACUACUGAAGAACAGAGAGAGAAAAAGAGAAUACUGGAGAUCAACCGGGAGUCCCGUUUCUUGCCCAACAUCACUCUGGGUUACAAUAUCUAUGAAAAUUAUUUCAAUCCAGAAAGGACUUCAGAUGCUUUGCUGGACCUGCUAUCAGGCGGGGAGGCCAAUGUCCCCAACUACAGUUGUGGGAGGAAGAGAAACACAGUGGCUGUUCUGGAAGGGUCUGAAACCGGCUUCUCCAUCCAGAUUUCUACCAUGUUGGGCACCUACAAAAUCCCACAGAUUAGUUACAACUUUGUUUCCCAGAUUCUGAAGGAUAAAAUUCAGUUUCCUUUCUUCUACCCAAUGCUCCCUACGGAAGGGUUCCAGUAUUCAGGAAUGGUCAAACUGCUCCUCCAUUUCAGGUGGACUUUGGUUGGUCUGAUUGCUCCGGAGAGUGACCAGGGGCAGAAAUUCAUGAUAACGUUGACUUCGAUGCUGAUAAGGAACGGCAUUUGUCCAGUUAUAUCACAGCGAUUCUUAACCACCACUCGUAAGAUCGUCAUCAAUCUGCCUUCAUUUCAGAAUUGGAGGCAAGUGAGCGUCUUUCUUUACGCUGCAGAACUUGAUUCGAUCAAUGCAGGACUAGCAAUUUUAGACUGGGUACAGCAAAGGAUUAAGGAACCUGCUGCAGGAAAAGUCCUGGUGACAACGGUGCUCUGGGACUUAACUUACUAUUUGACAGACCAGGGAAUUUCCUUUCAUUUCAUGCAUAGCAUUGUUUCCUUUCUUUUGAAGACGAAUCAAUUGACAAAGUGUGGUGGGUAUAGGAAGCUUUAUGUCUUCAUGAAAAACUUUGCAGAGAAAGCCUACCUGUGCUCAGACACCAAGGAUGCCUUUUCUGUGAAAGUUUGGGGACGGUGCAAAGAAAGAGAUGAACUGGAGACACUGUCCCUGGAAGAGAUGGGCCAGAUCCUUUGCUUAGACAACUAUUACACUUACGAGGCCAUCUGGGCUGUGGGGUGGGCCUUACACGCGGCCUAUUUUUCCAGAUCCAAGAGGACAAAGAUGGAAGGCGGUAAGACAUUGGGAUUUUCAAGGCUGAAGGCUUGGCAGCUUCAUCCUUUCCUUGAAAACCUUGAGUUGUAUAAUGCAUCCAUAAAUGGGGUGUUUCUGGAUUCGAAAGGAGAUCUGACAGCUGAUCUAGUCAUUGUCAACUGGCUGUUUCUCAACAAGUCCUGUAAAAAAAUUCUGCUUGGCAUCCUAGAAAAACAGGGAUCUCUGGACUUCACAUUUAUGGUCCAUCUGAAAGGGGUGUCAUUGAUGGAUCAGCUGAACAAGCCCCUGCCUCCUUCCAGUUGUGCAGAAAGCUGCCGUCCUGGGUUCAUGAAGGUGCCUCAGGAAGGGAAGCCCAUCUGCUGUUUCAACUGUCUUCUAUGUCCUGAAGGAACCAUCUCCACCAUGGAAGACACAGAAGAAUGCAGCAAAUGUCCAGCAGAUCAAUAUCCAAACAACAACCAAGACACCUGUGUCCCCAAAAUCAAGACAUUUCUAUCCUAUCAAGAAAAAUUGGGAGUCAUCUUGAUGUCCAUUGCCCUGUUCCUCUCUUUAAUCACAUGCUUUGUCUUAGGGAUUUUCUUUAAAUUCCAGGAAACUCCCAUAGUCAAAGCUAACAAUAGGGAUCUAUCUUACAUCCUUCUUGUUUGUCUCCUGCUUUCCUUCUUCACCUCCUUCUUGUUCAUUGGCCAGCCAAGCAGAGUCACCUGCUUUCUUCGACAGACAGCAUUCAGCAUCAUCUUCUCUGCUGCCAUUUCUUCAGUUUUGGCUAAAACAAUCACAGUGGUGCUGGCUUUCUUGGCCAGAAAACCAGGGAAUAAUGUGCAGAGAUGGCUGGGAAAGAGCUUUGCCAACUCCAUCAUCCUUUCUUGCUCUGGUCUCCAAGUUGUCCUCUGCAGUAUCUGGUUGGGAGCUUUCACCCCCUUCCCUGAGUCUGACAUGCACUCACAAUCUGGGGAAAUUAUUCUACAGUGCAAUGAAGGCUCCGUUGCCAUGUUCUACAGUGCCCUUGGCUACAUGGGCUUCCUGGCUGCCAUCUGCUUCACAGUGGCUUUCCUGGCCAGGAAUCUGCCUGGAGCCUUCAACGAAGCCAAGUUGAUCACUUUCAGCAUGCUGGUCUUCUGCAGUGUCUGGGUGUCCUUCGUGCCCACCUACCUGAGCACCAAAGGGAAGUACACGGUGGCCGUGCAGAUCUUCUCCAUCUUGGCCUCCAGUGCAGGACUUCUGGGCUGCAUCUUCAUCCCCAAAUGUUUCAUUAUUUUCCUAAGACCAGAUCUGAAUACAAAAGAACAUGUGAUGUCAAAAUAA
Molecule: messenger RNA, 2397 nt
Organism: Thamnophis sirtalis
Lineage: Eukaryota; Metazoa; Chordata; Lepidosauria; Squamata; Natricidae
Source: RefSeq, a predicted model, not a curated record